CGCACGUAGACCUUAUCCUUUCCUUUUAUCAACAUAAAAGAAGUGAAGUGUGGUUGGUUCCCAAACAAAAGAGUGUGUGUGAGUGAUGAAGAAGCUGAAUGGAGGAGUGUACGCUGCCAUAAUUGUUAUCCUACAAUUACAAGCGGUGUUGGUGAGUAGUAGUAGCAGUAGUAUUGAUUCAAUUUCAGGUGAGGCCUCAGAGGAUGGAAUACCAGCUCCCUCACCAUGGCCUGACCAAUUUCACGCCCUCCUGUACAUGAACUUGUCGUCCAGUGGUCAUCUUCAGAUCACCAACCUCUGGUACGACUGGCCCAGAGGUCGUAACGUUAAUAUAAUACAGAAGCAAUUGGGAGUGCUGUUAUACGACGUGGAGUGGAACAACGGCACCUCCUUCUACUACACGCUGCAGCAGCAGCAGGAGGAGGGCGGCAAUGGCAAUGGUACUUGCCAGAUCAUUGAAUUCGAAGUUGGUAUCCCUCGGCCGGACUUUCUUGACGGAGCAAAAUACCUGGGAACUCAACUCACCGAUGGCUUUCUGUGUAACGUCUGGGAGAAGGUAGAUUUCAUCUGGUACUAUGAGGACGUACUCACCAACCUCCCCGUGCGAUGGGAUUUCUAUGAUGGAAUUUCGACACACGUGAUUACUUUUGAGGUGGGAGCAGUGUUGCAAGAUUCAGUGACUCAAGCCCCUGCAUACUGUUUUAAGCAGGAGCAGGACACUGCUAUUAUUAAGAGAAGCUUGCAAUUGGAAGCCCAAAACCGAUGGAGGUUAUAUAUAUAAUAUAUAAUACUUUCACACUAAUAUAUGUCACUAUAUUGAUUAUAUAUAUAAUAUAUCCGACUCUCUUUUGGUUGGGAGGGAAAAAAUGAAGAUAUUAUGUUUGAUUGUUGUUGAAUUCUAUAUCUUUAUACACUAUAUAUGACACAAAAUUUGUAUUUGGAUUGACUGUAAGUAAAUCAACGUGGUGUGUAAAGAUGCUUGUUUGAUUAUCAA
This is a messenger RNA of Cornus florida, 994 nucleotides long. RefSeq lists its product as uncharacterized. The record is from RefSeq and is a predicted model, not a curated record. Bases 86 to 781 code for a protein of 231 amino acids. The transcript has 2 exons. NCBI's taxonomy places the organism in Eukaryota, Viridiplantae, Streptophyta, Magnoliopsida, Cornales, Cornaceae.